AUGCGCCAAGCCUUCCAGCAAUCUGUGUCCAUCAGUAUGAGCAAGGAUAGCGUUCACAGCGAGCGCAGAGACAGUUCUGGAAACAUCAGAAGGGGCACCGCCAAUGCUCCAGCCAGAAAGGACUCUGCAAAUGUUCAGGAUACCAAUACAGUGAAAGUUAAGGGUCGUAAUAAAUUACCAAGUCAAGCGAGGAUGGAGGCGGCGGUUCAAAGACGAAAAGAACGAGAGAAGGAGGAAGAGGAGAAACGAAAGCAAGGAGAACUGACUGGAAGCGACAGGCGAGCAUCGGGAGCUGCAACUCCGCCUCAGAGAUCUUCAAGCAUACACACUCCAGAGCCUGACGAUAUAACUCUGGGGGCUCCGGGGGGGAAGACCACUAUCAAGCGGAAGGCUGUAAAGCUGUCAAGCACUAAGGAUGUGCUGCGCGCGUACAGUUCAGACCCUUCAGUAAAAGAUGAGGAUAGCAGUUAUGCAAUGCUAAAUCUACCAGAGCGAUCAAAGCGGCGACAGAAGAAAAGAAAAGAUAACGACGAAGAGGACAAACACAUGACGGCCGAAGAGAAACUUGCAGCAGGCCGAAACGCAGUUUCAGAGCUUAGAGAGCAGAUGGGAAACGAAUCAAGCGAUACUGAAGUACCAAGCCUUUAUGGUUCAGGCAUACCAAGGUCGAGCUCUCCAAAACCGAUGAAUGGAACUCAUUGUAGAACCAAUAGCCGAGCGACGCUUGAUACGCAUAAUGGUCAUGGACCAAGCGAGAAAAAAGAGCACGGCAGGAAUGGCUCGGUUUCUAGUGUAUCUAAUGUGGCUAAGGAAAGGAGAGACUCAAAUGUCUCGAUUAAGGCACCUACGAUACCGGCUAGCAUUCCACGACACAUGCGGGAAGACUCUGAGGCAAAACGUAGUAAAUUCAGGGAGGUCGAAGAGGGUGAGACGGGAUAUAUCCCUCCACCAGUCACGAGUGUGUCUCAUUCCAGUCCCUCGCGAGAUGGGAAAAAGGCGCGUAAACUGACGGGGCAGACAGACGAGGGGGAGAGGCCGAAAAGGCAGAAGGGCAAGAACGACAAGAACGACAAGAACGAUGCAGCGAGAUGA
Molecule: messenger RNA, 1092 nt
Organism: Fomitiporia mediterranea MF3/22
Lineage: Eukaryota; Fungi; Basidiomycota; Agaricomycetes; Hymenochaetales; Hymenochaetaceae
Exons: 1
Coding region: 1-1092 (363 amino acids)
Source: RefSeq, a predicted model, not a curated record